This is a messenger RNA of Entrophospora sp. SA101, 147 nucleotides long. NCBI's taxonomy places the organism in Eukaryota, Fungi, Glomeromycota, Glomeromycetes, Entrophosporales, Entrophosporaceae. The record is from the annotation of a GenBank genome assembly.
AUGAUUAGCGACGAUCUUUCCUUUUUUGGGAAAGACCGGUUGGACAAUGACCAAAAAAAGGAAGUGAAGCCACGGCCAAAACCAAGAGAAAUUGUGCCUUUGUAUGACGACCAACAACUUCUUGGUGUUCCUCUGUUGGCAGCGUGA